UCCGCAUUUUCACGCUCGUCAACAUCAAUCCCUCAACUACUCCCGCUCCCAGCGCUUUUAUUUACAGUAGUGCGGCCCACGAUGCUGCGCUCUUCUGUUGCCACGGGACGCCAGGUGCUACUGUCUUCUGCUCGCCAACGGACGGCUGCGCAAUGGCUGUCCAGAGCUGGAGCAAGCAGCCGGUUCUCAAAUCAGAGAUUCUUUGCUGAUGCCAAGCCUCCUACUACCGGUGCUCCCACUCCUGUUACCCCGUCUUCCACGUCGCCUGUGCCUCCGGAGAUCGUCAUUCCUAAGCCGGAGCCUAUCGAGCAGGGUUCCGCAGUUCCUCCAGUUGCGCCCACUCCGGCUCCUAAGAAGGGUGGACGUUUCCGCCGAUUCCUUCUUUACUUGCUCUUGACCUCGGGUUUCGCAUACGGUGGUGGUAUCUUCUUGGCCCUCAAAUUCGAUAACUUCCACGACUUUUUCACUGAAUUCAUCCCUUAUGGCGAGGAGAGUGUUCUGUACUUUGAAGAACGAGACUUCUACCGCCGGUUCCCGAACACUCUGAAGAGCCAAGUCCGCUUCCCUACCCGUAGGGAUGACAGCAACCAGGUCACGAUUCCGAGCAAGAGCGGAUUGACCUCCAAGGUUGCGGAGGAGGAGUCUGCUGAUCUUUCACAGAAGGGUCCCCACAUGAGCUCCAUUAAGAAGGACAAGAGCAACGAAGCACAAGCCAAGCCUGCCGCUGCUAAGCCCGAGGAGAAAACCGCAGCAGUCGAGAAGGCCAAGGAAGCGAAGACUGCUAAGGAAGAGCCAUCCCAGCCGGCUGUGAAAGAGGAGCCCAGACAACCCGCCUUGCCCGCCGUAGCUCCUCUAGAAUUUGCUAAGGUCAACGAAGGUGACGAGGCCAUUGUUCAAGAAUUGGUCAAGACUUUCAACGACAUCAUAACCGUCAUCGGUGCUGACGAAAGUGCUUAUAAGUUCUCCAAACCUGUGGAGAAGGCCAAGGAGGAGCUCCAGAAGGUCGGAGAGAAAAUUAUUGCUGUUCGGGAAGACGCGCGUCGUGCUGCUCAGGAGGAGAUUAACCAGGCCCAUGCUACCUUCGACGAAUCCGCGCGCGAGCUCAUCCGCCGCUUUGAGGAAGCCCGUGCGGCCGAUGCUGCCCAGUAUCGUGAGGAAUUCGAGGCAGAGCGUGAGAAGCUGGCGCACGCUUAUCAGGAGAAGAUCCGCACGGAGCUACAAAGAGCGCAGGAGCUUGCCGAACAGCGUCUUAAGAACGAGCUUGUUGAGCAAGCCAUUGAGCUUAACCGCAAGUACCUCCAUGAAGUGAAGGAUCUCGUGGAGCGUGAGCGUGAAGGCCGCCUCAGCAAGCUCAAUGAAUUGACUGCUAAUGUCAGCGAGUUGGAGCAGCUUACCACCGGCUGGAGAGAGGUCAUUGACACCAACCUCAAGACCCAGCAGCUCCAAGUUGCGGUGGAUGCUGUGCGCUCGGUUCUUGAGCGCUCUGCUUCUCGCCCAUUCGUCCGCGAGCUUGUUGCCGUGAAGGAGUUGGCUGCUGAAGACCCUGUUGUUGAUGCGGCCAUUGCCUCUAUUAACCCUACCGCCUACCAGCGGGGUAUUCCCUCCACAUCCCAGAUUAUCGAGCGUUUCCGUCGGGUAGCGGAUGAGGUCCGUAAGGCAAGUCUCUUGCCCGAGGAUGCGGGUAUCGCCAGCCAUGCUGCCAGCUUCGUCCUGAGCAAGGUCAUGUUCAAGAAGGACGCUGUUGCUGGCAGCGAUGAUGUCGAGAGUGUUCUCUGCCGGACUGAGAGCCUUCUGGAAGAGGGUAACCUGGAUGCCGCUGCUCGCGAGAUGAACAGCCUUAAGGGUUGGGCCAAGAUUUUGAGCAAGGAUUGGCUGGGCGAAGUACGCAGAGUAUUGGAAGUGAAGCAGGCCUUAGAGACCACUAUUGAAUCGCCCACCCCAGCUCUUUCUACUCUAGGCCCGAAUGAGACACUGUCAGAUCCUCCUCAACCCACAAACACCCCUCAUGACGCAUCCAUUCGACUAAGAGAGCUGCAGAUGAACGAGGGACGGGCGAGCGGGGAGCUAGAGGGAAGCACGCUAGGCAGUAGCUCUCGAGAUGGCGAUAAGGGAAGUCGAGCCCAGCGUCGGACACAGAGCUCCGGCGGAUUCUUCGUCGACUCAUCCUUUCUACCGGGUUCUCGGAGCUUGAGGAACAGUCACCAUCAGUUCCUUCGCCGUUCGGGCUCAGAUCGCAAGGAGAAGCGAGAAGCUCCUGGGCCGGGUCUGGAACUCCCUAAGAAACGAUCGCGAUUCCCGUGGAGUCGUCAGAAGGAGGAGAAGUCGGAGACCGGCGAAGGCAGCACAGCGUAUGAGACUACCACUCCUUCGCAAGUGACAGAAGCUACGGCAAACCAGGGGCAGGCGUCGGAAACGCCUGAGAAUUCGGCUGCUUUGGGUCUAGACAGAGAUUCCUUGCAGAUCGUCAAUCUUGCGCUGAACUUGAGCGAGUCGAGAAAGAGGAACAGCCUGGGACAUUCUGCUUCCACUCGCUUUCCAAGCAAUCGGAGGAUACUGUCGGCCGGCAAGCCUAUUGCUCCCUACUCCGACACUCAACCUAUUACUUCUGUGGGCGGCGUUCGUCACAGUAGCCCCCGACAUCGAGAUGCAGUGCAUCAUACUUUGAGCGAUCGCUACAACAAGCCUAUCAUCCUCGAAGGGGCGGGUUUGCCGGCACAUGCUCCGUCCUCGGUGCUGAGUCUGCUGCCUCAGUCAGUCGACUCAGAAACCUUGCCUUCUGGAGUUUCAGAGAGCACUCUGAUCCGGGCUGAGAAAGCCCGGCGCCACUUCGAGCUGUUUUCCGAUUAUUUGAGACUUAUUUCCUCGCUUCCUCCUCUCGAGCGUAUCGACCCAUCCGCUACCGAUUCGGUCUCGGUCGCGAGUAACAGCGGGCUCUCCUCCCGGACAUACAAUCCUCUCCAGUGUAUUCGAAAUCGAAAAGUGAGGUUUCGCGAGCGUUGUACUAUUGACACGGAAGCCGAAGGAUGGUAUGACACCGAUAGGGUGCAUGAAUGGGUUGACUCCGUGGAGUCAUUGUACAGUCAUCGCAACCACAGUGCCGUGGAACGUCUACAACUUCCUUCUUUCCCAAAGUCAAGGAAGUAUGUGUCUUCAGAACAUCACAUUGAUGUUGAUCAUCUUGCAGCUUCUCCUCCUUCGAGUUUGAGGCGCGCGAGCCGUGCCAGCAGCGUCAAAGCACGCAGACCUCGAUCAGAUUGGGUGAUCGACCCGGCAGAAAUGCUUGCAGAUGCUGCGUGGGUGGAAGAUGAUCACAACAAGAGCAAACUGAUCGACAAGGACGGCCACCAUCUUUACCCGAACCCGAACCUGUUGAUUGAUGUGGGUAUAGAUGAUGCCAAUCUAAGCUUAGAAGAGAACCUGCAGCGCCAUCGACAGUCCAUGGACUCUGAACAAUACACUUCACGUGCAUCUUUAUCCGACGCUCAUCCUAGUCUAACAAGCGGCACGCGUGGAAGGCAGCGGCACCGCUUUCGCACAUCUGGCCGUAGCACGUAUGAUAGUGAUGUGUCCGCGAAGGAUGUCGAGUUGAGCAGCCGCAGGCUUGGCUUGUUUAGUAGCUCUGCAAGCACAUCUAGCGCAGAUGACCGUCUAUAUCAGUACUUGCAUGCUGACAGCGCAGUCUCUCCUGGAAAAUCUAACCCGCUAACUCUUGGUCCAUCUCAAACCAGGGGCUCUGGGGCAAUCUCUGAAGAUGACAGUCUCACAGGUGUCAGGUAUACCCCUACCCAUGGUUCGGUUUCUCGUCACAAACGUGGUGCCCAGGCUAGAUCAGAAGGGAAACGAAGCUCUAUGUCUUCAGUUCCGAGCAUCGAUGAUCGCUAUGACACCUUGACGAACAUGGCAACACAUGAGGGCAAGUAUCCUGAUAUUCAACAUCAGUUGGGUAUCUUCCCAAGCAUUGCAAGCAAUUUGUCACCGCCAUCAAGCAGGUCUCCCUCGCCAUCCAAGGGUCGUUUUCCGCGGGCUCGUGUUUCAAGGCAUGAGCGCAGCAAGAGUAGCAUUCGGACCAAGGAAAAUGUCGACGAACAUGUGCAGGAUGCGGACGCCGCACGUCAAGACAGCUUACCAGAGACCGUUGGUCUUCCUGGAUCGGAACCAUUCCCACUUGCGCAUCAGAUGCCGUCAUCGUCUUACCAAGACGAAUUAGACAAAAUGCAUUCACCGAUGCGGAAGGAUACGAACCAGACAGAAUCAAGGCUGCGCGGUAUCCUUAAAGGGCCUGGAAAAAUAGCGGAGAAAGUGGGCAACGAGAUGUCGAAGGUUGGAGAUCGGAUCAUGAAGAAAGAUUCUUUAGCGCAUGCACGCAAGUCCUCGCUUUCUAGUCUCAGCAGUUCGGACUCUGAAUUGGAAGAUGAGGCUGAUGAGACAAAAGGCGAUAAGCUGUCAGGCGCUAAGUCUCUUCUACGCCGGCUUCCAGCGUUUGCUGAUGAUGCCAGUCGGCCUUCGCGCAAGAAUCUUGACAAGAUUGGCACAAGCAACGAUGCAAUGUUGUCCCCAUCUCUUACAUCACCUGCUGGACAGGAACGACUUACUCACCCGGAAAGUUCUGAUUCCACUGAUGUGGCUGGCCAGUCUGCGGAAGCCAAUAUUUAUAAUAGCAGGGACGGCUUACAGAGAGACGCUGGUAGUUUCUCCACGUCUCUUGCGAGUAAGCCAGAUCUGCACGCACCACCCACACGCCUUGAAAAGUUGAAAUUUGGCCCCGAGCUACAUACAAUCCUAGAACAAAUCAAGAAAGGUAGGAUCAGGGACCAGUCGGUCCCAUUCAGUCUCACCCGGCCACCUAUUACGGGCCUUGCGCAAGCCAAAGUGGAAGCCUCACCAGCAUCGCAAAAUAGGCGUCCUGCGCUGGACGCACAGUCUAGAAGUUGGAGUAUUUCCAAUCGCAGCAUCUCUACUUCAAUUGUCACUGGUGUCCCUGGAAAGCGCGAAGUUGAACGGACUCGAGCGCUUCUCCUUUCUUCGGGGAUCAAGGCUCGGGAGAUCACCCGCCGCGCGGGCACUGUGCGUGAACCACCACCUGAGUUCCUCCUACGCUCAUACGAUGAUGCCUCCGUACCCAUACCACGGGUUACUCGACUCUGCGAGCACGAUGCAGCCGCGCAAGCGCUGCUCAGAAAAUUCGACGAAACCCACUGUGCCUUGCGGCAGGUCAUGGACAAUUUUUCAGGCUCGGUGUCGUCGCCCCUCAAUGCUCAACUAAGUAGACUUGAAAAGAUAGUCAACGAAGAUAUCAACCCUCGCGUCCAGGCAGCAACUCAAGAUGCCGAAGACCUGAGCAUUCAAUUGAAUACCACGAGCACUCUCGCGGUGAAGCAACUGAGCGACACCCUCGACAAAGGUAUCCGCCGGCGUCAUCGCAGAUUGCGCUGGGUUCGGCGUACAGGGUUUGUCAUGCUGGAAUGGGCGCUCGUUGGCAUGCUAUGGUGGGUAUGGCUCAUCGUCAUGGCAUUCAAGGUGUUGCGGGGCAUCUUUCGCGGGUUUCUCUCGGGUGUUCGAUGGGUUCUGUGGCUGUAAUUGCAGUGUGCACAAGUGUUGGCCUGCAACGCGGACUUUUCUCUUUCGUACUUCCCAUUCUUUUGUAUGAAACAUUUUAAUCACGAGAUUUCUCUAUAUUAUCGAUAUAAUGAGACGGC
Aspergillus saccharolyticus JOP 1030-1 is the source of this 5696-nucleotide messenger RNA. Its product is annotated as MICOS complex subunit MIC60. The record is from RefSeq and is a predicted model, not a curated record. The transcript has 4 exons. Lineage: Eukaryota; Fungi; Ascomycota; Eurotiomycetes; Eurotiales; Aspergillaceae. The coding region runs from base 82 to 5577 and encodes 1831 amino acids.